Messenger RNA from Cryptomeria japonica (Japanese cedar), 1262 nucleotides. RefSeq names its product protein LURP-one-related 5-like. Bases 136 to 912 code for a protein of 258 amino acids. The transcript has 3 exons. NCBI's taxonomy places the organism in Eukaryota, Viridiplantae, Streptophyta, Pinopsida, Cupressales, Cupressaceae. The record is from RefSeq and is a predicted model, not a curated record.
AUAGCUCUCUACUACUUUAAAACGAGGGAAUUCUCAAAGGCAACUUUGCAAGAUUGGUGAUGAAAGUAUCUGCAUCACAUUAGUGCAGGAGAUUCGAACUUAUAGACUUUGAAUCGAGCAAUUACAUUAUAUGCCAUGCUGCCAUUGUCUUUAUUGUGCAAUCUUUUCGCCUCUCGAAUCAUCUUACCCAGAGAAGAAGAGGACGAUUCAAUACAUGAAGCUGUUAGACUUGAGCACCACCACAGUAAUUCAUCAGCUCGCUUUCUCUGCAGCUCUAAAUUAUCAAAGCCCUUUAAAAGCUCUGUACAGAAUACAGAAAUUUCUGUGUUUUCCCCUGUUGUGGGUGAAGAGUUUUGCUCCUCCUCAGUCACUGUUCUGACUGUGAGAAAGAAGGCACUUGUUUUCAGUGGAGGGGGAUUCAUUGUGACCAACUCAUGCACUGGCCAGAUUGCUUUCAGGGUGGAUGGAAGGGGUCUUAGUUCAACAAACAAAAUGAUUCUCAUGGACCAUCUGGGAAAGCCUCUGCUAACAUUGCACCGCAAGGCUUAUAGAAUUCUCAACCAUUGGUAUGGAUUCCAUCGAGAGCAAUACCAUGGCCAUAAGUCCAUUUUCAGCGUGAGCAAAUCAUCAAUGUUUAGUAAAAAUGAAGUUGCAGAGGCGUUUGUGGGUUCUACCAGAGGAAAGAAACACUCUGACUAUAAAGUUUUGGGGAAUUUUAGUGAGCGACAUUGUAGUAUAUACAAUGGCCUUGGCACUUUAGUUGCAGAGGUGAAGAGAAAAUUUGCAACAUCAGAUGUAAUGUUAUCAAAAGAUGUUUUCAAUGUUGUAGUGAAAGUUGGCAUAGACCAGGCUUUUAUGAUGGCUUUGAUUGUCAUUCUCCAUCAGAUGAGUGGAGAACAGGACUCUAUCUGAAGUUGGCAUCACAUGACUAGACUAAUCUGAUUUCAAGAGCUCGUGACUAAACUAAGUUGUUGGAGCUUUUCUAACUUAGAGAUCAGCUUUGUAUCAAUGCAUUUUUAAUUGAAUAAAGCUGAAGUUUAAUAUUGUAUAGAUAUAAAAGAGAGUUUACAGAAACAUAACAAGGUGCUGAACAAAGAGAUUCAAAGCUCCAUGAUAGAAAUGGUGGUUCCAACUCUAGGGUUGCAUAGUCUAAUUGAAUCACCAUUGGAUUCUCCCUGUAUAGUGAUUUGGGCAACUCUGUCCAUUACUUGUAUAGUGAUUUGGGCAACUCUGUCCAUUACUUAAAGGAAUAGUAAUAUAAA